CUAGGCUAGCCGCUCGACCGCGUCUCCUGCCCAGCGGGUGGGGGUCCGAGUGGGGAGCGGGUGAGCCCCCGAGCCUCAGAGGACUCUCUUACUCCCGAAAUCCAGGGAGUCCGCCAGUCAGGAUAGACUUGGAGAAGCAGUGCUUCCCCUCCCGACCCCCCAACUCGCCGCAGUCGCGCGGACCCCGGGCCCCAGCGGGUCAGAGCGCGAGCUGCUCGGAAGCCCGGCCCGGGUUCAGGCGCGCCAGGGAGGCCCCGCUGCGGCCCGAAACCGGGAGCCCCGCGCUCGUGUGCCAGCGCCGCGCCGGCAGCGCCGCCCUCCGCGCCUUCCCUGAUCGGCGCUGCGGCCGGAGGAGCAGCCGCGGGCGGCCACGCAGCAGCGCCCGCGCCAGACAGCCGAGCCCCGCUCUCAUCCCCACCGCACUCAGCCUUGCCCGACCCAGUCCGCCGCCGCGAGCCCCGGCCCCUUCCUCAGACUUUGGCCUCUUCCCUGCACCCCUUGCCCUCCGGGAAACUGCGCGGCGGGGACGGGGGUCGCGCCACCCCUGUGCUCCUCAGGACCCGACCCGCCGCCGCCUGUUACCCGGCCGGGCCCUAGCCUCCCGCCUGCGCCCCGCCCCCCAACCAGCUCUGGGCUGGGGGUUGCGGGGUCCGGCCCGGGUCCAGCCCGAGAGUGGCGUCCGCGGCGGCGGACUGCGGAGUUGUAAAGAACUCGGCGGCCGCAGUGGGCCGGGCGGGGCAGGGCGCUGUCAGCCGCGUCCAAGGACACUGGAGUUUGCAAGUCCCCGCCCGCGCGGGACCCCCCGCCCUCUCGCCGCGGCCGGCCGGACUCCUAGAGCCGCCGAGGCGGGGCCGGGCGGCCGCCGCUGCGAGAGGCGUGUCUCCCUGCUUCCUCCCCCGCCUGCCUCCCUCUCCACCUCUCUCCCCUCCCUCCUCCUCUCCGCCCUCCCCGCCCCGCUCCUUUUUCUGCUCCCCGAGUGCGCCCGGCGCGCGAGAGGCAGGCGGGGCGGCGUGGAGCAGGCAGCGCAGCGCGCUCGCCCACCGCCCGCUCGGCGCAGCUCCCCGCUGCCGCUCUCGUCGCCGCCGCCGGCGCGUCGGAAGGAGCCUAGCAUGGCCGGGCCGGGCUCGCAGCGGCGCGCGUCCCGGGGGGCCUCGGCACUCCUGACCGCCGCGCUUCUCUUUGCCACGCUGGGGGACGUGGUGCGCUCGGAGCAGCAGAUCCCGCUCUCAGUGGUGAAGCUCUGGGCCUCUGCUUUUGGGGGAGAGAUAAAAUCUAUUGCAGCUAAGUACUCCGGCUCCCAGCUUCUGCAGAAGAAAUACAAAGAGUAUGAGAAAGACGUUACCAUAGAAGAAAUUGAUGGUCUCCAACUGGUGAAAAAGCUGGCAAAGAACAUGGAAGAGAUGUUUCACAAGAAGUCUGAAGCAGUGCGGCGUCUGGUGGAGGCUGCAGAGGAAGCACACCUGAAACAUGAAUUUGAUGCAGACUUGCAGUAUGAAUACUUCAAUGCCGUGCUGAUAAAUGAAAGGGACAAAGAUGGGAAUUUUUUGGAGCUGGGGAAGGAAUUCAUCUUAGCCCCAAAUGACCAUUUUAAUAAUUUGCCUGUGAACAUCAGCCUGAGUGACGUUCAAGUGCCAACGAACAUGUACAACAAAGAUCCAGCAAUUGUCAAUGGGGUUUAUUGGUCCGAGUCCCUAAACAAAGUUUUUGUAGAUAACUUUGAUCGUGACCCGAGUCUCAUAUGGCAGUACUUUGGAAGUGCAAAGGGCUUUUUUAGGCAGUAUCCAGGGAUUAAAUGGGAACCAGAUGAGAAUGGAGUCAUUGCCUUUGACUGCAGGAACCGAAAAUGGUACAUCCAGGCAGCGACUUCUCCGAAAGACGUGGUCAUUUUAGUGGAUGUCAGUGGCAGCAUGAAAGGGCUCCGUCUGACGAUUGCAAAGCAAACAGUCUCAUCUAUUUUGGAUACGCUGGGGGAUGACGACUUCUUCAACAUAAUUGCCUAUAACGAGGAGCUUCACUACGUGGAACCUUGCCUGAAUGGAACGUUGGUGCAAGCUGACAGGACAAACAAGGAGCACUUCAGGGAGCAUCUAGACAAACUUUUUGCCAAAGGAAUCGGAAUGCUGGAUAUAGCUCUGAAUGAGGCCUUCAACAUUCUCAGUGAUACACUCCUAAAUAAAGAAGAUGUGGUACAUAUAUACAUGGAAUAUUACUCAGCCAUAAAAAGGAAUGAAAUCGGGUCAUUUGUAGAGAUGUGGAUGGAUCUAGAGACUGUCAAACAGAGUGAAUUCAACCACACUGGACAAGGAAGCAUCUGCAGCCAGGCCAUUAUGCUCAUCACUGAUGGGGCAGUGGACACCUAUGACACUAUCUUUGCAAAAUACAAUUGGCCAGAUCGAAAGGUUCGCAUCUUCACGUACCUCAUUGGAAGAGAGGCUGCUUUUGCAGACAAUCUCAAGUGGAUGGCCUGUGCCAAUAAAGGAUUUUUCACCCAGAUCUCCACCUUGGCUGAUGUGCAGGAAAAUGUCAUGGAAUACCUCCAUGUACUCAGCCGGCCCAAAGUCAUCGACCAGGAGCACGACGUGGUGUGGACUGAAGCGUACAUCGACAGCACUCUCCCUCAGGCACAAAAGCUUGCCAAUGGUCAGGGCCCCGUCCUGAUGACCACGGUCGCCAUGCCUGUGUUUAGUAAGCAGAACGAAACUAGAUCGAAAGGCAUUCUUCUGGGUGUGGUCGGCACAGAUGUCCCAGUGAAAGAACUUCUGAAGACCAUCCCCAAAUACAAGUUAGGGAUUCACGGCUAUGCCUUUGCAAUCACAAAUAAUGGAUAUAUCCUGACGCAUCCAGAACUCAGACCACUGUAUGAAGAAGGGAAAAAGCGGAGGAAACCUAACUACAGUAGUGUUGACCUUUCGGAGGUGGAGUGGGAGGACCGCGAUGAUGUGUUAAGAAAUGCCAUGGUGAAUAGAAAGACGGGGAAGUUUUCCAUGGAGGUGAAGAAGACAGUGGACAAAGGGAAACGGGUUUUGGUGAUGACAAAUGACUACUAUUAUACAGACAUCAAGGGUACUCCUUUCAGUUUAGGUGUGGCGCUCUCUAGAGGCCAUGGGAAAUAUUUCUUCCGAGGGAAUGUAACCAUUGAAGAAGGCCUGCAUGACUUAGAACACCCUGAUGUGUCCUUGGCAGACGAAUGGUCCUACUGCAACACUGACCUACACCCAGAGCACCGUCAUCUAUCUCAACUAGAAGCUAUUAAGCUCUACCUCAAAGGCAAAGAACCUCUGCUCCAAUGUGAUAAAGAAUUGAUACAAGAAGUCCUUUUUGAUGCUGUGGUGAGUGCUCCCAUUGAAGCCUAUUGGACCAGCCUUGCCCUCAACAAAUCUGAGAAUUCUGACAAGGGUGUGGAGGUGGCCUUCCUCGGCACUCGCACAGGCCUCUCGAGAAUCAACCUGUUUGUUGGGGCCGAGCAGCUCACCAAUCAGGACUUCCUGAAAGCUGGAGACAAGGAGAAUAUCUUUAAUGCAGACCAUUUCCCUCUCUGGUACCGAAGAGCCGCUGAGCAGAUUCCAGGGAGCUUUGUCUAUUCGAUCCCAUUCAGCACAGGAACAGUUAACAAAAGCAAUGUGGUGACAGCAAGUACCUCCAUCCAGCUCCUGGAUGAACGGAAGUCUCCCGUGGUGGCAGCUGUAGGCAUUCAGAUGAAACUUGAAUUUUUCCAAAGGAAGUUCUGGACUGCCAGCAGACAGUGCGCCUCUCUGGAUGGCAAAUGCUCUAUCAGCUGUGAUGAUGAGACUGUGAACUGUUACCUCAUAGACAAUAAUGGAUUUAUUCUGGUGUCUGAAGACUACACACAAACUGGAGACUUUUUUGGUGAGGUGGAGGGAGCUGUGAUGAACAAAUUGUUAACAAUGGGCUCCUUUAAAAGAAUUACCCUUUAUGACUAUCAAGCCAUGUGCAGGGCCAACAAGGAGAGCAGCGAUGGUGCCCAUGGUCUACUGGAUCCUUAUAAUGCCUUCCUUGCUGCAAUAAAAUGGAUAAUGACAGAACUUGUCUUGUUCCUGGUGGAAUUUAACCUCUGCAGUUGGUGGCACUCAGAUAUGACAGCUAAAGCCCAGAAAUUGAAACAGACCCUGGAGCCUUGUGAUACUGAAUAUCCAGCGUUCGUCUCUGAGCGCACCAUCAAGGAAACCUCAGGGAACAUUGCUUGUGAAGACUGCUCCAAGUCCUUUGUCAUCCAGCAAAUCCCAAGCAGCAAUCUGUUCAUGGUGGUGGUGGACAGUAGCUGCCUCUGUGAGUCUGUGGCCCCCAUCACCAUGGCACCCAUUGAAAUCAGGUAUAUCGAAUCCCUUAAGUGUGAACGUUUAAAGGCUCAGAAGAUCAGAAGGCGUCCGGAAUCUUGUCAUGGCUUCCAUCCUGAGGAGAAUGCGAGGGAGUGUGGGGGUGCGCCGAAUCUCCAGGCCAAGAUGGUCCUUAUCCUGCUCCCUCUGCUUUUGAUGCUCUUCUCAAGGUGACACUGAUGGAGAUGUUCUCUUGGCAUGCUAAAGUAUGGAUAAACUGUGAGCCAAAAUAUGGUGCAACAUAGGAGACAUGAAAUGUAGUCCAACCAUCAGCAUCUCAUGAUAUUAAGCUGUGCGUGAUAUAAACUCUUAGAGAUAUGUUGACAAAAAAGUUAUCUUUUUACUUUGCCAGUCAUGCAAAUGUGAGUUUGCUACAUUAUUAUUAUCCUUCAUCAGAAACGGGACUGCAAGUGGGCAGCGUCCCUUCUGCUUGAAACCCAUUGAAACCAAUUUAAAACUGUGUACUUUUUAAAUAAAGUAUAUUAAAAUCAUAAUCUCCUGGUUUGGGUUUUAUUAUCAUUUUACUGCUGAGAAUACAGAAUGGAAAGUACAUGAAAAAGUCACCCAUUCCAGACAGCAAGAAAGGAUGGUUGUUGGCAGAGACUUUACAGCAGAUUCUAGACAAGUAUUUAACAACUGUUUAGAUGCUCCACUCUCAGUUAUAAAAAUAUUUACAGAAGUAAAUCAAAAUAUCAUCUACAUCAGAAGAAUUUAUUACACAGAGCUCUGACUU
Orcinus orca (killer whale) is the source of this 5067-nucleotide messenger RNA. It is a transcript of the gene CACNA2D3, whose product is annotated as calcium voltage-gated channel auxiliary subunit alpha2delta 3. The transcript is spliced from 39 exons. Lineage: Eukaryota; Metazoa; Chordata; Mammalia; Artiodactyla; Delphinidae. Gene Ontology annotation, cellular component: voltage-gated calcium channel complex. The coding region runs from base 1110 to 4508 and encodes 1132 amino acids. Gene Ontology annotation, molecular function: voltage-gated calcium channel activity. The record is from RefSeq and is a predicted model, not a curated record.